Cryptosporidium ubiquitum is the source of this 4971-nucleotide messenger RNA. RefSeq names its product WD40 repeat-containing protein. The coding region runs from base 1 to 4971 and encodes 1656 amino acids. Gene Ontology annotation, biological process: cytoskeleton organization; regulation of cell shape; regulation of transcription by RNA polymerase II. NCBI's taxonomy places the organism in Eukaryota, Apicomplexa, Conoidasida, Eucoccidiorida, Cryptosporidiidae. Gene Ontology annotation, molecular function: protein binding. The transcript has a single exon. The record is from RefSeq and is a predicted model, not a curated record. Gene Ontology annotation, cellular component: nucleus.
AUGGAGCCAUAUUAUAUUUGUCGUAUACUAAAAGAAUAUGGUUUAGAUGAUGUUUCAAACAAAGUUUUUGAAAAGUUUAAAACAAACUCGGAAAUUCCAAUCAAAAUAAAUUAUGAUGGCACAGAAUCACAAAUAACAUAUGAAGAAUUAACAAGUGGGCCUCCGGAUAAUAUUUUUAGGUUUAUCAAAUUAUUCUUAUCAUUUAUCAAAUUGUGUAAAUUUAAUAAGAAUAGUAUUAUAGGGUCUGAAAAUUUAAUUUCUAAUCAAGAUAAGUUUUUCGAUAUAAUUCAUUCAUUAAAAAAUGAAAUCAUUGAUCAGUCUAAUUUUGUUGAAAAAAUGAAAUAUAUCUGUUCUAGAACAACUCACCUAAGUUUGAGGGGUUUUAGAUACGGGGUUAACGACCAGUUAAUGUUUUCAAAUACAAAAAUGUCUCAACUUCUACCUCAUUUUUUUGGCGAGUUUAUCCAAUCAAAUUUUAUAUAUGCACAUCAACAUAUUGAAGAUUCUGAAUUUGGAGUAGGAGGAGAACCAGCAAGCGUAUAUGUUAUUAAAAAAGAUAGAACGGGAAACGUCUUGAUAUCUGGAGGUGAUGAUGGAAUGAUUAGACUCUGGAAUACAUAUACCGGGAAUCUUUUGGUUUCUGUAAGAAAACAUGCCGGGGAUAUAAUCGACCUUGACAUAAACUCAUGCAAUGCUCUAUUAGCAUCGUGUUGUGGUAAAGGCCAGCUCCUAUUAACUUUAUUGAAUGGAAAUGAUUGGGUUCCAAUUACAAUUAUUGAAAAUACAGAUAGACUAACUUACGUUAGAUUUGCAUAUUCGAAGCAUAGCGUCAAAUCUAGCAAUGAUGAUAUAUUUCAUGAAUCCGAAAUGUUAAUUUCCGCGGGUGACAAUGCAAUCAUAACUAUUUAUAAAGUAUCUGAUCUUUUUAUGCACGGGGUUUCGCACUAUUUAACUUUAAUGAAACGGAAGGAAUUUACAGAAACCACGCUUAGUCGUUUCAAAUAUUUGUUUAAACGUUAUGGAAAUUUUGCGCAAUCAUCAGAUUCUUUUGAAAGAGAAAAAUCAUUGUUUUACAAAGCUCCUCCUCUUUAUAAGAUUGACAUUUUCCCAUUAUCUCCAAAAGCAUUUGAUAUUUGUUUAAAUCCUCUUUACAAUCAUGGAUUUUCAUCCAAUGAAAGUCUUAAAAGCUACUUCUUUUUUUCUGUGGGAGCAUCGUUACAUUCUUUGAGUUCAACAGAAGAAAUACAAAUAAACAUUUCUGGAAAGAACAUUUCCACUGAAGUCAUUACCAUCCAGAAACAAUGUGAUGGGCAAGGUUAUUCUUUAGUUUUCAUGAUUUCAUUAGAAAAUUUGUACGGUAAAAGUGGAAUUCAUUUGAUUGAUAUGCCACAAAAACACUGUGAGCACCCAGACGUUUCGUUUGCAAAUAAUUCGCAUGAUUUAGUUACUGCAUCUGAUGAUGGUACUAUUAUUAUGUGGACAUUUUCCAACGAGAGCAUUCAUAGUCAAAUUAACCUUACAACAUAUAUUUCCGACCGAAUAAGCAGUAACUCGUAUUCAAAAAAAAAAAGUGCUUCAAGAAAAAAUGUUGCUGAAAAAUCCCCUACCGAAAGUCUUUCAGAUGAUGACUCGGAUUAUGUAGGAAGCGGAUCAAUGGAUGAGAACUCAAUAUUGCGUAGAAAUCCUAUAAGAACUUCAAGAUUUGUUUUGAAGGAUGACUCAUUUAAUAAGGAAAAUAACAGAUCUAACGGAGCCGAUGGUUCUCCGAAUGUUGUGCAAUUUAUUGACAGCAUACAAUGGUCAUGCGACGAUUCAAUCAUUUUUAUUGCUCAGUCUGUAGCAUCUAAAGGUAUGUUGAGAAGAAAUAGAAACUCCACCCUUGUAAAUUGUAUUGAAUGUUGCAUUUCCUACUUUUCAAGAAAUAAUGGGAAAAGAUUUCUAGAUGUAGUUCUCCCAGGCACUUGCUCAAGAAUUGCAUGUCUAAUUCCUCACCCAAUGUCUCCAGAAAUAGUUUUGUCAUUGACAUAUAAUGGAGUUAUUUGCGUUAUAUCUGGCUCAAAAUCUGGCCAAAUAAAUGAUGAUAAAUUGAAAAAUAGUUCAAGUAUUUUAUUUGAGCAUAAAAAUACCAAAAAUCCGUAUUUAAAUGGAAUUUGGAUAAAAAAUGGGUUGGGCUUCGUAGUUUCACAGAAAUAUGGGUCUUUUGAAAUUUAUAAUAUCUGUAAUAAUCGAGACUUAAAUCAACAAGUUUUAAUUCAGUCAUAUAGAUAUUCUUUUCCUGAACAAUUUUUUUUGAAUGAUUUUUCUGAAAUCCUAAGGGAUGAUAUAUUAGGAUGGAUUGAUCCGAACUUAAGAAAGCCAAUUUAUAUGAUGCCCAGAUCAGUUAUAGUUGAUAGGAAUAAAAGAAUGUAUACAGAAGAUGUUCAACCCCCAACUCCUUUAGGCUCUUCAUUAGGAAUUGAAUCAUUGAGAAAUAUUACUGAAAAUGAGCUACUUACAAAUAGGAUCCCAAUAUUUUCAGAACAAAAUAUUUCCAACGUGCAUAAAACUCAAAAUUCAAAUUCUGAGAUAUAUUUAGAAAGAGCUAAAAAAAGAUUAAUUCACAGAAAAAAAGUUUUUGAAUCCAUUAAAAAUUUAUUUAAUAACUAUAGUACUUCAAAUAACUCAACUUUAUUUCAUUCUGGAAAUACAUUAGGUAAUAUUAACGAAGAAUUAACAUGGGUUUCUUCUCAAACUCAAAAUGACGAGACAAGUAGUGUUGAAGAAGCUCAAAGUUAUUUAAGCGAUUCUUCGAACGACGAAGACUUCGAUAUCAAUCAUGUGAGUAAUACCAGUACCAAUAGAAGGCUUAGAAUGGUCGGUAGACGUUCUCCGUCGAUUUCGGAUAUUGGAAGUUCUUCGUCAUCAAGUGAUUCUAGCUUAGACGAAAAUGAUUAUGAUUCUGACUUAACUUCGGAAGAUUCUUUGUAUAAUGAAAUUAGAGGUUCAAAAAACAUUACUAGGCCUCGACGUGGAGUUAAUAACAAAGGAUUGAUUCAUGAUUCAAACUCUGAUAAUGAAAUUGUUCAACAAGAAAUUGAAUUUAGAUAUUAUGCACUUUCAAAUCUUGAUACAAUUUGGGCUCCUGAUUCUGAAGAACAAGAAAUAAAUCAUUUGGUUGUUUGUAAACUAUGUAACAAAUCAAGCACAACAAUUAUUGGGUACAAAUACUUAAUUAAGUCAGGAAUUGAAUUUAACAGUCAAAACAUCAGACCAAUUCUUCACGGAGUGAAUGGAUCUAUUGACUUGGGGCCAUUAAUUGGGCCAUUUGAUUAUCGCUAUAGUACUCAUAGACCAGAAAGAAAUGCCAAAUUUCUUCCAACACAAGAUCUUAAUGGAGGACAGUUUUAUUUACAUUCAAGAUGCUUAAUCACAAUUCCUUUUCUUCAAUGGGAACUCAUAAAUGAUCAAAUUUAUACAAAUUUAUUUGAUAUAAUAAAAAGAAUUUAUAAUCCCUCCGAAGGAACUCCACCACUUCCAAAAAAUGGUUUGUAUUCAACAUUUUUUGAUUCAAAAAUAGUUAAAUUCCCAAAACUCAUUGCAACAUGUAGUUAUUGUCAUGAAUAUGGUGCCUCUAUUCUUUGCCAAGGUGGCAAAUGUAGUCGUCAAUUCCAUUAUCAUUGUUCGUCACUAGUAUAUCAUUCUUUUCCAGAAUCAAUAAAUUCAAGUUUUAUUUCUCCUCGUGAAUCUAACAUGUAUUGGUGCGAUAUUAUGCAAUUUUAUUUAUUUUAUUGCCCCAAAUGCAUUAAUCUCAAGCAAUCAAAUGUUCCAUAUUGCCCAAAAAGAGAAAAUAUGAUUGAUAACACCAGAUUAAACCAUUGUAAUAGAUCAUGGUUGUUAGUUGAUGAAGUUUCAGCAGGGUAUGUUCCUCAAAUAAACGAUUAUCUUUAUUUUUUUCCAAAUGCUUACAUUUGCUCGGGACUUGAUGAUAUUUUUUUUAAAAAUAUACUAUUAGAAGUUGGCACUGAAAAUAAUAAAAAACCCUCAAGAAGAUCAAAUAAGAAAUUUGAAUUUAUAAAAUGCAAAUUGGUUAAUAUUUCAUACGCAUUUCCGAAUAGUGCUGAACAAUCUAUUAAGGCGAUACUGACAUUUUCAACAGAAUUAAUUUCGGGUAGAUAUAUUUACUGGCAGAUAAGAUGCAGUCCAAAUGAUGGUCCUGAUUACUUGGUUUUAGAAGAAGAAGUUGAGAAAGGGAUAUACAAUUUGGAACAUAGACUAAGAAUUGGGCAGGAAAAUUAUAUGUUUAUUGACAACCAAUGGCACGAAAUCGUGAUAAAAAAUAUUAAGCAAAAUGUGAUAUGGGAAUCUAUCGAGGUUUCUUGGAAACAAGAAGAAAGUAGUAAUAACUCUUUAAUGGUUAGUCCAUGGGAAAUACAUGAAAUUGUGCCUGACAAAAAGUCAGUUCCAAAAAAUUUAGAAGCUAGUGACGACUUAAUUAAAAUUUUUUGUUGGAUGCUAUCUCAAAAUGGUCAAAGUAAUCCUUUGUCGAUCGUUGAAUUUUUCAAGUACCCAAUUCCUUUUUUUUCAAACAAAAAUCUAUCAAAAAAUGAAUAUUCAAAUCAGGAAUGGGUAAUGCACUAUUGGAAAGAAAUUCCUCUUCCAUUUAGUUUUAUUUCAAUAAUAAAUCGAAUUAACAAUAAUUAUUACAGGAGGAUGGAAAGUUUGGUAUUUGAUAUAUUUUUAGUGAGGUCAAAUUGUGAGCACUUCAAUAUUAAUAAUAAUAAUUUAGUUCAAGGUAUUCGUUCAGUUGAAUAUGAAUUACUCAGAUUAAUUUUUAGUAAGAGACUACCAAGAUAUAUUAUUCAAACUAGUACGGAUAUUUCAUUCCUGGAAAGUGAACCCGAAAAAAAAAUUUCUGCUGUUAAUUCCAGUACUUUCGACUCAGACGAAGAAAUAAUUAAUAGGUUAGGAAAGAGAACACGUAGAAGAUUAUAA